AUGUCCCUUCAGUCGCUGCUCGUGCCCGCGGUCACGGCGACGAUAACGGCGAGUACCAGCGUCCUCCUGUCUAACACAACAACGACCGCGCCCGCCGCGCCGACGAUACCGGGUGGUGGCGGCGGCGCCACCGGCGACGACCCCGGCGACGACCAAGACACGUUGCGGAACUGGUCCUCGCUUAUCGGCAUCGUCACCGCCAUCGUCGGCAACAUACUCAUAGCCCUGGCCCUCAACGUCCAGCGGUACGCGCACACCCGGCUUAAUAAGGAGCGCGCGCGCGUCAAGCAGCGUGCCCGGGCCAUCCUCAAACGGGCGCAGAGCAGCAGCAACGGCGGCGGCAGCGCCGGCCACGCAGGCGGCUCAUACGGUGCCAUCGCUGGCACGGACAACGGCCAUGCCAACGGUCACGGGACGACGAGCGCUGCCGUCGCCGCGGACGAGUAUCCCAGUGCCGAAAACGACCCCUUGUCGGCGUCGUUUCAAUCCGACGCGACCACCGUCUCCGAAGACGACGCCGCGGUCGCCGCGGCCGCCGCGGGCAAGACGUCGUCCAACUACCUCAAGUCGCCGUACUGGUGGCUGGGCCAGAUUCUCAUCACGCUGGGCGAGAUGGGCAACUUCCUGGCCUACGGCUUCGCGCCGGCGUCGAUCGUCUCGCCGCUCGGCGUCGUCGCCCUCGUCUCCAACUGCAUCAUCGCGCCGGCCAUGUUCCACGAGCGCUUCCGGUCGCGCGACUUUUGGGGCGUCGUCAUCGCCGUCGCCGGCGUCGUCACCGUCGUGCUGAGCGCCAAGACGGAGGAGACCAAGCUCAAGCCGGGCGACAUCCUCGACGCCAUCACCACCCCGGCGUUUGAGAUUUACCUCGGCCUCACCGUGCCGUUGAUCGCCGUCCUCAUGUGGGCGAGCGGAAAGUAUGGCCGACGCACCAGCCUCAUCGACUUGGGUCUGGUUGGCCUCUUUGGUGGCUAUACUGCCCUCGCCACCAAGGGCGUAUCGUCGAUGCUAUCAUCUACCCUUUGGCGGGCGUUUACCGCGCCGUUAACGUACCUUUUGCUCUUCAUCCUGCUCGGCACGGCCAUCAUGCAGAUCCGAUACGUGAACAAGGCCCUCCAGCGCUUCGACUCUACGCAGGUGAUCCCCAUCCAGUUCGUCAUGUUCACUCUGUGCGUCAUCGUCGGCAGCGCGGUCCUCUACCGCGACUUCGAGAAGACGACGCCCGAGCGGGCCGCCAAGUUUGUGGGCGGCUGCCUGCUCACCUUCUUCGGCGUGUUCCUGAUCACGAGCGGGCGGCAGCGGCGGGACGAGGACGAAGAGUUCCUGGACGACGCCGAGGGCAUCGACGAGACCAUCGGCCUGAUCGACCAGGAAGGAAACCCAGCGGCGGCACCCGAGGAUGGCUCGCGGCGCGAUGCGCCCUCCCGUCGCUCCAGCAAGGUCUCCCGCGUGAGCUUCGCGGAGCCGUUCAAGACCACCCUGUACCAGGACGUGCCGGAGAGCGCGCCGGCGACGCCUCGGCCAAACAACGCCCUCGCAGGCAGUCCACCGUCACGGAACCCGGAAACGCCUGGCGGCGGCGGCCAGGGCAACGAACCUUGGCCACCGCGCGCCACGCGGACCCUAUCCUCCAACUCGGUAGCAUCGGCUCCGGUGCCGCCGAACGCGGACAUCCCCACGACACCGCCGACCCAGCGAGAGCAGCAGCAACAAGCCAUGCCUCCGGGAGCCGAGCGGCCCGUGACGCCGCGGACCAGCACGACGACGCCCAAGUCAACGACGCGCGACCGGGACCGCACCUUUUACUCGCCGUCGCCGCUGUACUCGACUGUCACGACGGUCGUCAAGGACGCGCUGCGGGAAAACGCGAGCAGCGGCAACUACAACAACAACAACCAGUCGUCGCUGCGCAGCAUCCGCUCGAGCAUCCGCGCCAGCCUCUUCAUCGACUCGGACGAGGAGGAGGGCGGCGAAGAGCACGACACGCAGCAGACCAUUGCCGUGCCGCCGUCCGAGAAUGACCUGAUGAGGGUGCUCACGGCGCCGGAGCACGACGACGAGGAUGAUGAUGAAGGGGCGGCGGCGCGGGGCAGCAACAGGCAGCGGGCUCGGAGCCUGAGCGAGACGGUGGGCAAGUUUUUUCGAUCCAGGAAGAAGGCUCGGAUCAACGACGUUGAGAGCGGCCCAAGCGGUGGCGAAGAUGGCGACGACAAUGCUGGUUCGACUGCGUGA
This is a messenger RNA of Cordyceps fumosorosea ARSEF 2679, 2229 nucleotides long. RefSeq names its product DUF803 domain membrane protein. The coding region runs from base 1 to 2229 and encodes 742 amino acids. Gene Ontology annotation, biological process: magnesium ion transport. Gene Ontology annotation, cellular component: membrane. Lineage: Eukaryota; Fungi; Ascomycota; Sordariomycetes; Hypocreales; Cordycipitaceae. The transcript has 2 exons. Gene Ontology annotation, molecular function: magnesium ion transmembrane transporter activity. The record is from RefSeq and is a predicted model, not a curated record.